AAAGUUUGAGUCAAAUAUAGUUGGUACAUUUAACGGGCAAUGAAGUGCAAGGGAUAAGCGAGUUAAUAAAUAUAAUACAGCACCAAGUACUUAAUAUUUGGUGUUUCUAGCUAACCUGUAUAUUUUAUAAUUAAAUCAGCGCUGCCGUAGCGACAUAAAGCAUAAUGGCUGCAGUCCAACAGUUGUGAAAAUACAGUGUUUCCUGAUGAGAAAAACGAAAUGAUAAUGGGGACAAUAUAAUUCAUACACACACACACUCACACACAAACACACACACACAUAGAAACAGACACACACAAUAAUGGCUCGGUCAUAUAGAUGUGAUAAGACUAUUACUUUCACAAGCAGAAGAUAGAUCUUUCAAGACCAUGAUCAGUAUAUACUUAUCUAUGAUCAGUAUUAUAUCUACUAUAUUUUAGGGUAGGGUAGGUAUACCAAUUUUGUAAUAACCAUAAUAUAACAAUUGAUAAUUAAUAAUUGUUAUUUCAUGGUAAUAACUAGUAAGUUGAAGUUAUAUUAAGCUAAAAUAUAAUUGCCGUUAUAUUAUUGUAAUUGUAUUAAUGUAUUAACUAAUAUUUGUUUUCAGUUUUAACCUUUUCAACAUUAUUCAGAUUCUAUGUUUUUUGACCCCGUGCUUUGAAAAUUGCAGUACUGUAGAAAGAGGAUCAUCAAUAUAAUUUGUGAUCAAAAUAUUUUCAGUUUAAAAUGUCACAGAACUUGAUUGUUGAGGACGCUUAUAUGAUGAUACAACGAAAAAAGAAAACCAUAUAUAUAAAUACUAAGAAGUGCUCACCGGUUAAUGAAUUGAAAAAGAUGGUUGGAUGUAUAAUAAAAACAUCACCAGAAAAUCUUCAACUUUAUUACAAGAAUGUGAUUAUGGAUGGGAAAAAAAUGUUGUCAGAUUAUUUUGAUUCUUCCUUAUGCAUAGAUCCAGUUUCUAUUGGUUUAGCAUUGAAGAUGGACAAUGGAGAAUUUGAGCCGUUAGAUAUCGUUCCAUUUCCAGUACAGUUAUGAUAAACUAAGAAACUAUCAGAAAGAAAAAACCAUGUAAACAGCAAUCUCUAUAGAAAAUUGGUUACAGUAUUUUUAUAAAUUACAUAAACUUAUUUUAUAUUUUAU
Acyrthosiphon pisum (pea aphid) is the source of this 1119-nucleotide messenger RNA. RefSeq lists its product as uncharacterized. Gene Ontology annotation, cellular component: VCB complex; elongin complex. The transcript has 4 exons. Gene Ontology annotation, biological process: transcription elongation by RNA polymerase II. The coding region runs from base 706 to 1014 and encodes 102 amino acids. Lineage: Eukaryota; Metazoa; Arthropoda; Insecta; Hemiptera; Aphididae. The record is from RefSeq and is a predicted model, not a curated record.